This is a messenger RNA of Wallemia mellicola CBS 633.66, 670 nucleotides long. RefSeq lists its product as hypothetical. Gene Ontology annotation, biological process: phospholipid translocation; retrograde transport, endosome to Golgi. The coding region runs from base 1 to 636 and encodes 211 amino acids. Gene Ontology annotation, cellular component: trans-Golgi network; endosome. Lineage: Eukaryota; Fungi; Basidiomycota; Wallemiomycetes; Wallemiales; Wallemiaceae. The transcript has 2 exons. The record is from RefSeq and is a predicted model, not a curated record.
AUGAUAGUGGUGGAUGUACUAGUAGCGAUAUUGCCCUCAAUUUUAUAUUUUGAACAAAUUUAUUAUAUAAUAAAAAGUAAAGAAAAUAUAGGAUAUUCAAUUGAUACAAGUGGUAUAUUGCUUUUUGCAAACUCAACGAGAAUAAUCUUCUGGUUUGGUGAGCAUUAUCAGAUAAAUCUAUUGAUUCAAUCUAUUUUAUUAAUAUUAACACAUUUGUUGUUAUUAUACGUCUGUAUAAGAUAUUCACCGCCAGCUUAUCAAUCGAGAUAUUUAGAUUUCUGGCAGUGGAAUAAGUAUUACGUAUAUGUACUUAGUUUAAUAAGUUAUAACUGUCUAUUAAUUGGUUUAUACUUUAUAUUACAUAGAUAUCAUAUCUUCGUUAAUAUUUUGGGAUAUUUAGCACUCGGAUUAGAAGCUACACUGCCAAUACCUCAGAUAAUAAAGAAUUAUCAACAAAAGUCACUAGAAGGAUUUAAGUACACAAUCUUAUUGGGAUGGAUAGCAGGUGACUCUUUUAAAGUAGUAUACUUUAUUUUACAAUCAUCUCCAUUACCAUUCGCUCUAUGUUCAAUCAUACAAGUUACUUUCGAUAUUAUUAUUAUUAUUCAAGCAUUUUUGUAUAAAAGUAAGAAAUAAACAAAUAACUGUACGAUUACUUGUUGAUAUCCAC